CCGAGUCUAGCGGGCUACCCGGCCCAUUGCCACUCUUACAUAUGAUAGCCCAUGCUUUUCUAGGUUCUUCUUUUCACAGCGCGCGCUCUCUUUCUCCUAUCUUGCAAUUCACCAAGCCAUCGUUGUACGGUCGGCCUCCAUUUCUUUUCUGUUACAAAGGCAUCUGAGGAACCAGGACCACUUACAGCAUGGCCAAGCACCAUCCUGAUCUUAUCAUGUGCCGAAAGCAACCAGGAAUUGCCAUUGGGCGUUUGUGCGAGAAGUGUGAUGGGAAAUGUGUGGUCUGCGAUUCAUAUGUGCGGCCUUGCACACUUGUGCGCGUCUGUGAUGAAUGCAAUUAUGGCUCCUUCCAGAGCAGGUGUGUCAUCUGUGGAGGGUUGGGGAUUUCUGAUGCAUACUACUGCAAGGAGUGCACACAGCAGGAGAAAGACAGGGAUGGUUGUCCAAAGAUUGUCAAUCUUGGGAGCGCUAAGACUGAUCUCUUCUACGAGCGUAAGAAGUAUGGUUUCAAGAAAAGAUGAAGUAAAAGAGAUUCUGGCUACUUUUCCCUCAUCUUUCUUUUUCUUCUUUUUACUUGUAGAGAGUCAUGUUCAUUGCACCUGAGGAAACCAUAGAGUUACAAUCCAUGCCCCCUACAGUAAUUAGUUAUUUUGAAUUACAUUUUGAGCUGCGCAGAAACAAAACUUCCAGCUGGUUUGGGAACUAAAUCUCAUCAUCCUCUAUAUUACUUAA
Magnolia sinica is the source of this 732-nucleotide messenger RNA. RefSeq names its product PHD finger-like domain-containing protein 5A. The record is from RefSeq and is a predicted model, not a curated record. Gene Ontology annotation, biological process: mRNA splicing, via spliceosome. Gene Ontology annotation, cellular component: catalytic step 2 spliceosome; U2 snRNP; precatalytic spliceosome. The transcript is spliced from 2 exons. Lineage: Eukaryota; Viridiplantae; Streptophyta; Magnoliopsida; Magnoliales; Magnoliaceae. Bases 189 to 521 code for a protein of 110 amino acids.